CCGCCCGCCCCGCCACACAGGUAGAGAGGUACGUACCGCAAGGCGAAGCAGACGCCGGCCACGACGCCACCUAACGCGGGCCUCGUCAGUCUUCCGAGGACGGCCGCAGCUGCCGGAGGACUCGCCGCUCGCUAGGCUAGCAGCCGCCGUGUCAGUGCGACGCCGACGUGUGUGUGUCAGAUACCGACCGUGGACUCCUCUCAGCACCCGCAUCCAGCUAGAAACGGCAGCCGCUCUCGCCUCUUACUCGAUUUUACCAAGCACCCGAGGUCAUUUGAGAACUUAAACAGAUCGUCAGUUUUUGCUUCUGCGAUGACUCUGGUCCAGUAACGGUGUCGUCGAGUCUGGUACUUCGAAGGACGCGGUCUCUGUUGUGCUUCCAGCUUUAACCGAUAAGAUAGCAGACACCAUGACGCUGCAAGUGGUGGCAGACCUCGUGAACUUCUACAGAGACCUGAUGGAUAACAGGAGCGACCAGCGCGUCAAGGACUGGCCGUUCAUGUCGGGUCCGCUGCCUACGCUGCUGAUAUGCGUGAGCUACGCCUACAUCGCCAAGGUGGUGGGGCCGAGACUCAUGCGCGACCGCAAAGCGAUGCAGCUCAAAGUACCACUCGUACUGUACAACCUGGCGCAGGUCUUCUUCAGCAUGUGGCUCUUCUACGAGUUACUGAUGGGUGGCUGGUGGAAUAGGUACAGCUACCGAUGCCAACCCGUCGACUACUCGAACGAUCCUGUCGCUCUCAGGAUGGCUCGCGCUUGCUGGUGGUACUACUUCUCGAAGUACACGGAGUUUAUUGACACGCUGUUCUUCAUCUUGCGGAAGAAGAACGAGCAGAUCACGAACCUGCACGUGAUCCACCACGGCGUGAUGCCGAUGAGCGUGUGGUUCGGAGUCAAGUUCACGCCAGGAGGCCACAGUUCCUUCUUCGGUCUGCUGAAUACAUUCGUACACGUCGUUAUGUAUACAUACUACAUGCUGGCGGCCAUGGGGCCACAGAUGCGUCCAUACUUGUGGUGGAAGAAAUACCUCACAGCCUUCCAAAUGGUGCAGUUCGUGCUGAUGAUGGUCCACGCUUUCCAGCUGUUGUUCAUCGAAUGCGACUAUCCGAAGGGCUUCGUCUGGUGGAUCGGCAUGCACGCUCUCAUGUUCUACUUCCUCUUCUCUGAUUUCUACAAACAAGCCUACAGAAACGAUAGGAAAAGCAAGAAGGAUGACGAUGCCACUGCAGUGACAAGCAACAAAACUGAAGCAGUUACAGAGAAUGGACACCUGAAAGAGGUUGAAAAGAAUGAUGCGGCAAAUGGAACAGUGCAUAGUUCAAUGAACGGAUAUCUCCAACACUCAGAGCCAAAUGUUGAUGGGGUAAGAUCGCGAGCGAAAGAAGCUGCUCCAGUGAAGGAAUCAGAUAUAGGAGAGGAGUCAUCGAAAAAUGUCUCCGAAAUUGGUUUCUGGGAGCGAUUUACCAUGAACUUUCCAAUGUUUUGUAUACCUGACCAGACAGUUCUCUUGCAAAAUCACUAGUGAAAUCGCCAAGUAACUUAUUUUUUGUACAUAUUAGUGCAAGCACUUCCGAAUAUAAUGGACGUGAGUAUGUUAAGAGUGUAUGUUAGUAAUUUUGUGCAUGUGAGACUGAAUCUAGUGUAGUUUCAGUUCAUAUCUGUGAUCAAAGACAACAGCAGAAGGAAUUUGAAUGUGCUGUCCAACGAAAGGAACAGAGACUCACAUGAUGGACCGCAUCUCCUCGGUCAACAUCCAUUCAUACAGUAAAUGUGCAGUGUUCUGAUUAUUAUAAUUUACGUUAGGUUCAACUGAAGAACCGUAAUUAUUGGUGUACGGUGAAUCUUAUGACAGAAUACUGGCGUGUAACAGCAUUGAAGAUGAUAGUCACUUCCUUGGAAGUAAAAUCCAAAUCACUUAAUUCCUCUUAACAGGAGGGUUGGUAAAGAGUCACAAUGUACAGUCGUGUAUGAUCUACCAAAGUUGAAGUUCAGAUAAUGAUUUGUUUGUCUAAGUAUUUGAAUUUAGUUAUCAAACACAUUUGGUAUCGCCAAACAGAUAACCAAAUCUGAUUUUUGUGAAAGAGACCACGAAACCAAGAAACUUUAUCGAUAAACAAAACGUAUAGUAUGCAGUUUGAUGAAUGACGCUAAAGAGAGCGACUGAUGUGUGGAGGCGUCGCUGGUGACGCUUUGGUGGCAGUGGUCGUGGCGGUCGCGGCCAUCACUUGACGUCCGCAGCUUUCUCAGAGAAUCCUGCGCCCACAUAGCAAAAUAAGAAUAGGUGCCCCGUGAUUCGAGAGGGGUCUUCAGCGUGUACGAAAACAGGCUUUUUGUGAAAAAUUAGUCAUUUGGUUCAAACUAUGACGCUUUUAGUAUUUCACUGCAUGUUGUAAAUAAAACAAAAGAUCUUCGGAAUAUGAGAAAUUUGUUAAUGGUUGGUCAAACUGAUUUAUUUGUGUAACUUGUAUAAAUUUUGCAAAAACAAUGACCGUUAAUUUACUCGCAGAUUACCUGUUUUCAUAGUCUUUUGUAAAUUUUCUACUUAUUGCGUUCGUUGAGAACGAUGCUGUUGUUUUUCUUUUGUAACAUUCUUAAAAUCUAAAUACGUUGCA
Molecule: messenger RNA, 2612 nt
Organism: Schistocerca cancellata (South American locust)
Lineage: Eukaryota; Metazoa; Arthropoda; Insecta; Orthoptera; Acrididae
Product: elongation of very long chain fatty acids protein-like
Exons: 10
Coding region: 410-1522 (370 amino acids)
Biological process (GO): sphingolipid biosynthetic process; fatty acid elongation, saturated fatty acid; fatty acid elongation, monounsaturated fatty acid
Cellular component (GO): endoplasmic reticulum membrane
Molecular function (GO): fatty acid elongase activity
Source: RefSeq, a predicted model, not a curated record